ACUGUUGAACACCUGCGCUUGGUGAUGGCUUCAAGCACAACUAAGCCAAUCUUUGGCAUAUGUCUGGGCCACCAACUGCUGUCAGUGGCUGCUGGCUGCUCCACCUACAAGAUGAAGUAUGGUAACCGUGGGCACAACCAACCUUGUAUACAUGAAGGAUCAAGGAGAUGUUUCAUCACUACUCAGAACCAUGGCUAUGCUGUGGACUCGCCUUCAAUCCCUCAUGAUUGGACUCUACUUUUCGUUAAUAAAAAUGAUAACUCCAAUGAGGGCAUUGUUCAUCGUACCCUUCCAUUCUUCAGUGUGCAGUUUCAUCCUGAGCACACUGCUGGUCCAGAGGAUUUGGAAUUGUUGUUUGACAUUUACCUGGAUCUGGUGAGACAGUCAAGCCGAGGGGUCACACGGGAGAACUGGGAUUUGCCAGCCAUGAUCACUAAUCACCUCACAUACAAGCCAAUCCCUGAUGUGCCUCAAGCAGAUAUUGGACGACUGCCUAACAAAGUUCUCAUUCUGGGCUCUGGUGGGCUCUCUAUUGGUCAAGCUGGAGAGUUUGAUUAUUCUGGUUCACAAGCAAUUAAAGCAAUGAAAGAAGAGGGAGUGGAAUCCGUUCUCAUGAACCCUAACAUAGCAACAGUUCAGACUAGCAAGGGUCUUGCUGAUAAGGUGUAUUUUCUUCCUGUUACUGCAUCUUACGUUGAACAGGUAAUCAAAUCAGAACGUCCAGAUGGUGUCCUCCUGACAUUUGGAGGCCAGACUGCCCUUAACUGUGGUGUGGAACUUGAGCGGGCUGGUGUGUGGGCCAAGUAUGGAGUUCGUGUUCUUGGUACUCCUGUGGCAUCAAUUGUGCAAAGUGAAGAUAGGAAGAUGUUUGCUGAGGUAGUUGCUUCAGUUGGUGAGAGAGUUGCUCCCUCAGCUGCUGUAUAUUCUGUAGAAGAGGUAAGAGCACUUAGUAGAGCAGAUUUAGUAAUACUGUGUACAGUAAAAUGUGAAGGAUUUACUCUUAAGGAGAAGCUGCCUUAUACUCUGCUCUUUCAAAAUUUUAUUUAUGCUAACUCUCUGAUCGUGGAUAAGUCACUGAAAGGAUGGAAAGAAGUGGAAUAUGAAGUAGUGAGAGAUGCUUUUGACAACUGUAUAACCGUGUGUAAUAUGGAGAACAUCGAUCCUUUAGGGAUCCACACAGGUGAGAGUUUUGUUGUUGCUCCAUCUCAGACCUUGACAAACAGGGAGUACAACCUGCUCCGCACCACUGCCAUAUCUGUUGUAAGACGUCUGGGUGUGGUGGGUGAGUGCAACAUUCAGUAUGCUCUUAACCCAGCUUCAGAGGAGUAUUAUAUAAUUGAGGUGAAUGCCCGUCUGUCCCGUUCGUCUGCUUUGGCAUCCAAAGCCACUGGUUACCCUCUAGCCUAUGUAGCAGCUAAACUUGCCCUGGGAAAGGCUCUUCCUGAUCUUACAAAUUCUGUAACUGGUUCAACAACUGCCUGCUUUGAGCCAUCCUUGGAUUACUGUGUUGUCAAGGUUCCUCGCUGGGACCUCUCAAAGUUUAACAGGGUCUCAACAAAGAUAGGAAGCUCAAUGAAGAGUGUUGGAGAGGUGAUGGGGAUUGGUCGCAGCUUUGAGGAAGCAUUGCAGAAAGCUCUGAGGAUGAUGGAUGAAGCAUUACAUGGUCUUGAUCCCUAUGUUAGUGAAGCAGAUGAAGAGGAACUGCAGCAGCCGACAGAUAAACGGAUGUUGGUGUUAGCAGCAGCGCUCAAGCAAGGCUGGGAUAUUGAUAAAUUAUAUAACCUAACAAGAAUAGAUAAAUGGUUCCUUUACAAAAUGAAAAAUAUUACCUCCAUGUAUGAUCAGUUGGAAAAUCUGACUGAUGAAGAACUCUCGGAAAACAUUCUGCGUGAAGCCAAGCAACUGGGCUUCUCAGACAAGCAGAUUGGUAAAGCUGUCCAGUGCACUGAGCUUGCUGUACGAGCUCUCAGGGAAAAACAUGGUAUCCUGCCAGUAGUGAAGCAGGUGGACACAGUGUCAGCAGAGUGGCCAGCAACCACCAACUACCUUUACAUUACUUACUGUGGCAAGGACCAUGACCUUGCCUUCCCUCCAGGCGCCACAAUGGUUCUAGGAUCAGGUGUAUAUAGAAUUGGGUCAUCGGUGGAGUUUGACUGGUGUGCUGUUCAGUGCAUUCGUACACUACGCAAGCUGGGUCACAGGACUAUCAUGGUCAACUAUAACCCAGAAACAGUUUCAACUGAUUAUGACAUGUGUGACCGACUUUACUUUGAUGAGAUUUCAUUUGAGGUUGUUAUGGACAUCUACAACCUUGAGUGUCCUCGAGGAGUGAUCUUGAGCAUGGGAGGACAGCUUCCUAACAACAUUGCUAUGGACCUGCAUCAUCAGAAGGCUCGCAUUCUUGGCACGUCCCCAGAAUCUAUAGACGGAGCAGAGAAUAGAUUUAAGUUCUCUCGUAUGUUGGACCGCAUUGGUAUUUCUCAGCCUCAGUGGAAGGAACUGACCAAUCUGAAUUCAGCACAAGCAUUUUGUGAAGAAGUUGGCUUUCCAUGCCUUGUGAGGCCAUCGUAUGUGCUGUCUGGGGCAGCCAUGAACGUAGCUCACUCACACCAAGACUUGGAGACUUACCUCAAUCAGGCAGCGGCUGUUUCAAAGGAACAUCCUGUUGUUAUUUCAAAAUUCAUCUUGGAAGCCAAGGAAAUUGAUGUAGAUGCAGUAGCAUCAGAUGGAGAACUUGUAUGUAUGGCAGUGAGCGAACAUGUUGAGAAUGCGGGAGUGCACUCUGGUGAUGCUACACUUGUCACUCCACCUCAGGAUCUCAACUCUGAAACUCUUGCUAAGAUAACUUCUAUAUGUGCUGCUAUUGCAAGAGCCCUGGAAGUCAAUGGACCUUUCAACAUGCAGCUAAUUGCUAAGGACAAUCAUCUGAAAGUUAUAGAAACAAACUUGAGAGUGUCUCGGUCUUUUCCUUUUGUAAGCAAAACUCUGGACUUCGACUUCGUUGCUUGUGCCACUAAAGUAAUUCUUGGAGAGAAGGUUACACCAACUCAUGUUCUCCGAGGCUGUGGACGUGUUGGUGUCAAAGUGCCCCAGUUCAGUUUUUCUCGUCUAGCUGGUGCUGAUGUUAUGUUGGGAGUGGAGAUGGCAUCGACAGGGGAAGUGGCAUGUUUUGGAGAGAAUCGUUAUGAAGCAUAUCUAAAGUCUAUGAUAUCAACGGGAUUUGUCAUUCCAGAGCGUUCAAUCCUCUUGUCCAUAGGUAGUUACAAGCACAAAAAUGAACUUUUACCAGCUGUACGGACACUGGCACAAAUGGGAUACAAACUGUAUGCAUCACUUGGCACAGCUGAUUUCUAUUCUACUCAUGGCAUUCAGGUUGAACCUGUGGAGUGGGCCUAUGAGAACUUUGGAGAAACAGCCACCAAAGGGCAGCUGUCCUCCAUGGCUGAUUACCUUGCCAGGAAGGGACUUAUCUACAGCAUACGGGAGUUUGAUUUGGUAAUUAACCUGCCGAUGCGUGGUGGUGGUGCACGACGUGUGUCGUCGUUCAUGACGCAAGGUUACCGCACACGUCGCAUGGCCGUUGACUUCUCCGUCCCUCUCGUCACAGACGUCAAGUGUGCCAAGCUACUAGUUGAGGCAUUACGUCUGAUUGGAGGAGCUCCUGACCUGAAGACCCAUGUUGACUGUGUCACCUCUCGUCGCAUUGUCAAGCUACCAGGACUCAUCGAUGUCCAUGUACAUGUCAGGGAACCAGGUGGCACCCACAAGGAGGACUGGGCAUCAUGCACUGCUGCAGCCCUGGCCGGAGGUAUCACACUCAUCUGUGCCAUGCCCAACACACAACCUCCAGUCACAGACUUGGCAGCCUUCACACUCACUAAAGAGCUUGCUAGCAGAGGUGCUAGAUGUGACUACAGUAUCUUUGUGGGGGCAUCAUGUGACAAUCAUUCCUCUGUGGCGGAGCUGGCCCCUCGAGCAGCAGCACUCAAGAUGUACCUUAAUGAGACCUUCACAACACUUAGGCUUGAUGACACAACAACAUGGCUCAAGCAUUUAGAAUCAUGGCCGUCGAGUGUGCCAGUGUGCGUCCAUGCUGAAGGUCGGACCACGGCUGCUGCUUUGAUGAUGGCUCACCUUGCUGCUCGUCCUAUUCAUGUUUGUCAUGUUGCACUCAGGGAAGAAAUUAUUCUUAUUCGUUCUGCUAAAGACAAGGGCAUGGCAGUGACAUGUGAGGUGUGUCCUCAUCACCUCUUCCUCACAGCUGAUGACCUGGAACACCUGGGCUUAAAGGGAGAAGUUCGUCCAAAACUGGUCUCCAAAGAAGACCAGCAGGCCCUCUGGGAUAAUUUGGAUGUGAUUGAUUGUUUUGCUACAGAUCAUGACAACUCGGAUCAGCUACAAGAGCCUCAGCAGGCCCCACACACUGUUGAGGAAAAAACUGGCAGCAAGUCUCCUCCAGGUUUUCCAGGCUUAGAGACCAUGUUGCCUCUUCUGCUAACAGCUGUCACCCAGGGAAGGCUGUCAAUGGAGGAUCUAAUCAAUAAGUUGCACCACAAUCCACGCCGAAUUUUCCACCUGCCACGUCAGCCACGGACAUAUAUUGAGGUUGACUUAGAUGCUCAAUGGACCAUCCCAGAAGCACCUCCCUUCAGCAAGGCUCGGUGGACACCCUUUGCUGGCAUGAAAGUUACUGGCCGUGUCCAGAGGGUUGUACUUCGAGGAGAAGUGGCAUAUGUAGAUGGACAGGUAUUAUUGCCUCCUGGCUAUGGUGAGGACGUUCGGGAGUCUCAGCCACUCUCUCCCGCUGCUGCAUCCACCUCCUCUGUGACAGGACCUCCAGUCUUCCCAGCACCACAUUGUACACAUCCUUCCAGUAUUCCACUCUCACAUUCUCAACAUUCUGUUCCAAGUUAUGGUAGCCACAAAAUUGGAACCAAUGGAGACAUUCAGACACCAGCAGACUUAGCCAUGCCACCACCCACAGUAACUACUCCUCAGCUGGCUUCCCCAUCAUGGAAAGGUGCACAAAACAUCCAUAGAACUUCAGAGUUGUAUAGUGAGAUGCUAAUGGAGCUCGGAGUUGGGGAUUUUGGAGAAAGGAAAGAGCGACCAGCCUCCCGGCUGAAGGGAAGGGAUACUUCGCCUGUCCGACCCCUGCCAGCCAUCCCUUCAGGCCUUCCAGGAGUCACUUCACAUGGGCUUCAAGGCGAACAUUUUCUGAGUGUACAAGGCCUAAGCAAGGAUCAACUUAACCAUAUCUUCAACUUGGCUCAAACAUUCCGUGUGUGUAUCAAUAAGGAGCGACCUCUUGAACACAUUCUAAAGGGCAAGUUAAUGGCACUGAUGUUCUACGAGGUGUCAACACGCACACACUGCAGCUUCCAGGCAGCUAUCCAGCGUCUGGGUGGACGAACAGUCACCAUGGACACCAACACUUCUUCUGUCAAGAAAGGAGAGAGCUUGGAAGAUUCUGUGAUGAUGAUGUCAGGAUAUGCAGACGUUGUGGUGAUCAGACAUCCAGAACCUGGAGCAGUUGCUCGUGCUGCAGCAGUGAGUCGUCGUCCAGUGAUUAAUGCCGGUGAUGGUGUGGGAGAGCAUCCUACACAGGCACUACUUGAUGUGUUUGCCAUCAGGGAAGAGAUCGGCACUGUUAAUGGUCUCAUUAUCACCAUGGUUGGUGAUCUGAAGCAUGGCAGGCCCCUUCACCCCCCCCUGGCCCCCGCUUCUACACUUUUCAAUGUACAGCUUCGCUAUGUUUCACCUCCAGGUCUUGGUAUGCCAGACUACAUCACUCAGUUUGCAACCUCUCAAGGCAUUCACCAGGAGGAAUUCAACAGUUUAGAAGCAGCACUUCCAGACACGGAUGUGUUGUAUAUGACAAGAAUCCAGAAGGAAAGGUUCGUCACUCUUGAAGAUUAUGAAAGGGCAUGUGGUCACUUCAUAGUUACUCCUCACCUGAUGACUCGUGCCAAGCGCCGUAUGAUUGUUCUCCAUCCAUUGCCCAGGAACCAGGAAAUCUCAACAGAAUUUGACACUGACCCUAGAGCUGCUUACUUUCGCCAGGCUGAGGGAGGAAUGUAUGUUAGAAUGGCUUUACUUGCCAUGGUUCUUGGAAAGUGUUGAUCAUAUUAUGCACUUUAGUAACUUAAUAUCAAAUUUUAAUAAGUUCAGUUCAGUAAGAUCAGUAUAUGGGAACAUGGUAUUAUUGUUAUAACUUUGAACCAUCAGUGCUAAUUAAUUUUCAAGCAGACAUUAAAAGCAUUUAUAUAUAAAAUUUAAAGCUGUUAUAUCUGAUCAGUUGUGUAAAACUUAGGCUGGAAAGGUCACUCCUCCAAACAAACAUUACAGAAGUUUAACUGUAGCUUUGUGGACUAUGUUAGUUGAAUAUAAAAAGUUCUUGUUCUUUACUAGAGGUGGGGAGGGGGAUUGUUAGCAAAAUAUUAUAUACAAAUUGUAAGGCUAAAGACCAUACUUAUAUUGGCCAGAACAUUUUUCCUAUAAUGACUUCAUCAGUGAAGGUUCUGAGUGUAUGGAAGCUUGGAUAGAGGAAAUGUUUGAUAAUGCAGCUCACUGUUUAAUCUGCAACUUGAAAACAAGUUGGAUUUUUUAAAUAAAUGUUGUUUCUCUCAUCUGGCAGAAAACAGCAUUGUUUUUAGUGCAAGUUUUUAUAUGCAAUUAAUGUUGAUCAAUGUCCAGUCUCCUUAUUUGUCCCACAUUAUCAGGUUACCUAUACAGUUGUUUAUAUAAACCAUACUUGAUAAAAUCCUCAUGGUAAAAAUAACAUUACCAGAUGAAUCUAAUGUAUAACAAGAGCAUGUAUGUUCUGGUAUUAAAACACUGAUGUUUUCUGCCAUGCAAGACAACCACAACAUUCAUUCAAAGAAUUAGAAACCUGGUUUCAAAUCAAAUACUUAGAUUAAAAAAAAUAUUAAACCAUAAGUUUCAUCAGCAACAAAAUUUUAAUGUGUGUUCCAUAGUAACCAAUGAAUGCUGUCGACACAUCAGGAGAUUAUAUGAUCACAGUUUGUGACUAUCCCUUGGCCUGCCUGAGGAGGUCCUUGCAUAGAAUGAAAUGUUUCAGCCAAUCAGGUCUCUGGUUACAUGUUUCUUCAGAAUUAUACACACCUCCCUUGAGGGGACAAAAAUUCUUUAGUUUCUCAUAUUUUGAUAAUGAACAAAUUUAAAAUACACAGUAUAAGGAUAAUGGCAAUACAGUAUAGUUUUGUGAAAUCAAAAAUAAAAUAAUACAACACACAUGACUGAGGUAAGUGAUUCAGUCUUAUUGUACUAGACUACCAAAUGCAACACCUCACAAUAUAA
Messenger RNA from Cherax quadricarinatus, 7320 nucleotides. The record is from RefSeq and is a predicted model, not a curated record. Lineage: Eukaryota; Metazoa; Arthropoda; Malacostraca; Decapoda; Parastacidae.